CACGUCGAAGCGCUCAACUUUGACCGAAUAGGUGUGACUUUCUCACUUGACUGGACCUGCGUUGUUUCCCUUUCCAAACGGAUAUUGCAUGUUAUUACACUACGGAGUACCUACCUUACCUUACCUUACCUUACAGCCCGGCCUACGAUCGAUCCAUUGCCUAUUAUUAUCGUCGUGCCUGCUCACUCCACUCCCCUCCCCCCCCCCCUCCCCAUCCACGGCGCCUGUCUGUCUGCGUGCCUCUUCCCUUCUUCUUCUACUCCUCCCUCCUCCUCCUCCUUCUCCUCUUACACCGACUCCUUCUAGUCCUCUUCUCUUCGCCUCCUGCCAGCAACACACGCUUACGCCGCCAUGCCAUCGUCCUGAUACAUCGGCCAUGAGAAUUGGCGGAUGCAAGGGAGACAAAGGAUCUCGAACACGAACAACGAGAAACGGCUGACACGAACUGUCCACGGUCCCUUCCUAUUGUUGGCUUUUUAAAUCCUUUCCGGGGGGCAAUCGCACUUUCGCACACACGACAUCCAGAGAAAAUUUCAGAAAGAGUGUAGGGGAAAAAGAGAACGACCAUCUGUUGAUUCGGAACGAAAGGGGGAAUUGCAUUCGCGCGGCCCGUUGCAGGACACCACCACCACCACUACUUCCACAACCGUCAACCACCAACCACCAGACGAUAGUACCAUUUUAUCGACACAUGGCCAUGAGGAUGCCAAGAAUGGAAUUCGAAUAGAUCGACAAUUCCCAUCCAAACACAAACCACACACACACACACUCGCUCACAUUCGCUUACUUGCCCGGUGAUCCAACACUAGUCACUCGUUUACCUUGUUUCUAUCUUUAUUCCCGUCCCGCCCUGGGAACACGCCGGCUUGAAAUUCGCCUCCCCCAGUUUACCAAAAAAGACAACCAACCACACCCAACAGCCGGGGCAAAAGCUCAGCCUCUGUCUACUUGGCCCAACGCCACCCCAUCGAAGCCAUGACUAAAUCACUGCGCGGGUCUUCACUCCCUCAGGCCCGCUCAUACCAUCACAAUCAUUACCAUUUACACAACCAACGUGCAGCCACCCCCGAGAAUGCGAAUCACCACCAUCGCCAACUCGACGACCCUAGCCCGACGACUCCCAGCCCCGACGCCGCCACCUCGUCGAGUGCCGCCGCACCGAGAAUCGUCGUCCAGACCGUCUCCCUCAUUCAAAUAGUCGAUGCCACCGGCUCCCCUAUCCAAGUCCAGACCAUCUUCCCGACGGCCGCCACCGUGGAUGCUUCAUCAACCACCAGUGCCGCCCUUGACUUGUCAAUUGCCGCGGUACCAUCCUCAACUUCGUCCACCGAUUCUUCGACGACAUCUUCUAGCACCACGAAUGACUCAGCACUGUCAACACCGGCGCCCACGACAUCCGCGUCCACCGACUCUUCCACCAGUCAAGAUAUCUCCUUGACGUCCGAUCCUUUAUCCACUCCAGCACCUUCAGAAGCUACGCCGUCACUCUACCCUACGUUGAGUGGCCAGUCAAACUCAACAAUUUCAUUCCUUACUUCAACAAACUCUUCUUCAACCUCAGUCUCUACCACAACCAGUUUAACUAGCCAGCUUUCAUCUGGCUCAACAAGCGUCACUUCAUCAAUACUUUCAUCCCUGUCAUCGACGACAUGGGGCUCCAACUCGGGUUCGACUGCAACCUCGACAUCGGCAUCGACCUCGAUUUCGGGUUCUAGCAGAUUGAGCACGUCUACUUUCACCACGAGCGCCUCGCAAUCGCCCUCAAAUGAAGCGACAGCUUCCGGAGAUGGGACCGCUGGUGGAAUCGGCGGCGGCGCGGCGGGGACGGCUGCACCCACUUCAACCUCCACCUCGGACGAUUCUAGCGGUGGCGGUUCGCCAACGCCAACGGCAACUGUCGUCGGAAGCGUCGUAGGAAGUUUGGCUGGAGCGGCUUUCCUCGUGGUGCUGGUAUUCCUCGCUCUUCGGUGGAAGAAGCGUACCGGUGGACGGUUCCGCCUCAGUGAGGCCAGCGCCGGCAAACGAGGCAUCCUGACCGGUUCUGGUGGUCCGCCCGGUGGCAAUGGCGGCGGAAUGGUUCAACGGUCGUUAUCAUUCGAUCCCACGACAGCGGCCGCUGGUGCCGGGGCCGGAGCAGGUGCGAUGGCUGUGGCUCACAAGCCUUCCUCAAGGAGGGCUAGCGAGCCUUCCGAAACCGGCGAGAGAGGCUUUGUCCGAGUAGCCGGCAGGAAACUGCCUUCUGUGCUACAAGCCGGAGGCGACGGUUACACAGAUCCACGCGAGGGCACCUCAGCCGCCGUGAACGACGACGAAUCAGUCUACUUCCGGGACUCCCAAGCCUUUUUCGACCCCAAUGGUCAAACAACACGCCUCGCACUCGGCUCGCCCAUGAGGCCAGUCAGCGGUGUCGUGGUCUUCAAAGAGUCGCCGGCUCGAACGCCAGUAACCGAAUCGGCGCCGUUCCCGCCUCCGGCCGCGUCUCCGCAGACAAAUCCGCCGUUCGUUCCGUUACAGCCCCCCGGUCGGGACCCAAUUGGUCGGACCUUACCUUCGCAGGACGGGUCUCGGGGCUCUCGGGGUUCGGCUUCUAGGUUUCACGAAGACAUGUGAAUUCACUUUCUUUUUCCUUUAUGUUCAACCUUUUUUCCCUUCUUCCUUUUCAUUCCCAGCUCGGCCAAUGCUGAGCUCGAGGGCAACGCCGGGACUCCAAAAACGUACCUUGAGGCGUAUUGUACAUUCUUACCAAUCUUUCAAACGAUAAUUAUUAGUACUUAUUUGGGGAGGGGUUUGGGUGGUGGGGGGUUUACACCUUUUUUGCUUUGUGCCAUCUUUGCGGACUCUACGACGGCAUAUGGAAUGGCGUUGAGAGAGUUUCUGGCACGUCUGAUGUGAGCCUUUUGCGUUCCGGUCUUGCGGAAGGGAGGUGAAUCCAUGGAGAAGUGGGAAGGGAUAUGGAUUCAAAUUUUUUUUAAAAGCAAGCAAGCUAGCACGCUUGCGUGCGCCGGCUCCGGACCGCAAUUGCUGCAUUGGCAUCCGCAGUUGAGGCGAGCGUUGGACUUGCUUGGAUGUAGAUAAGUUUUCUUUUCAGUUUCGCCCCAAGAUGGGAGGCGAGAGUGGAAGUGAGAGGUCAGAGACGGGUCAAAGGGGAUAGAGCAUGGAGGGCAACAUUAGAUUUUUACCUUUUCUGGCCACGGCCACGAAGGGGAGAAAAAGAGAAGAUGAAGUCUAUCCGACCUUUUUUUUGCCAACAAUUCUUCUGCCCUUACCUUACCUCACUUGCCUCUAGCGUACGGAGUACACGUUACAAAACCACAUGCGUACGAAGCCAAAAGGCGUGACCACCUUUUUCCGCGUAUGGAAGUUCGUGUGCUCUCCCAUGUGACGAGAACUCUAUCUCACUCGAGCUUUCUAAACCGCUGUUGGGGAUCCACUUGCGAUGAUGAACAUGCCGUGCCGUGCCCUCCCCGUCCGAUCUCUUCCCCUUGGAAGGUGGAGGGAAAUCCAAUCGUAGCAAGACCGGGGGUGAGGGACCGGAAGCGCGGCUGCGUUUGCGUUGAAUGACGGAUAGGAUGGCUUCUUGCUGAGUAGUGUAAGGAGUGAGAAGAACACAAAAAAAAAAAACCAAGUUGUCCCUUUCAUCUCCUCGGGCUGCCUCUGGGAAAGCUCGUAAGAUUCGCACCAAGAAAGACUUUUUGCGCAAAACAAAACGCGGACCCUAAGUUCAUGGGGCGAGUC
Colletotrichum scovillei is the source of this 3735-nucleotide messenger RNA. RefSeq lists its product as uncharacterized. The record is from RefSeq and is a predicted model, not a curated record. The coding region runs from base 976 to 2610 and encodes 544 amino acids. The transcript has 2 exons. NCBI's taxonomy places the organism in Eukaryota, Fungi, Ascomycota, Sordariomycetes, Glomerellales, Glomerellaceae.